GCUCUGGUUUUUGCUGUUGAACUGCGGGUGCGGGCUGCAGCGGGAGUGCACUUGGUGACAAGCGGCAGAUACAGAAAAUUCUUGGAAUACAAUGCACAGAAUAUAUUACCAUCAUAUGGAAGGAAAUCCCAUUCUUUUGUGUUGACAGCAAGCAAAACACCUCCUGUAGGUGUUCUCGUGAUCCCCCUGCCCUGCUCCUGCUUUGAGGGAAAAAAGGGGGUUGGUGAAGUAAGAAGAGAUGUUUUAAUGAGUCUGAUUUCCGAACUGUGCAGUUACGUACUUGCAUGUAAUUCAGUGUGAAACUUUAACAGAUUAAGCUGAUGAGGAGAAAGCGUAGUCCUUUUUAUUGAACACUGGUCAAUUUCUGCGGAAAUCCUGUGGGGAUUCUUAAGAACCUGGUGCAGUUGCCAAUCGACAACUUUAUCAUCAUUUACCACUGGACUGAGCUGCCUUGAGAAAUGUGGCUGGAACCUUCAUUCAUUGCAGAGUGGACUAUUCACCAGAGGUAUGAAAAAUGAGUGUGGGGCGCAAAAGGACGAAGCUGGUGGGGAUUUUGAUGAUGGUAAACUUCUUCAUUUAUAUAGUUAUAGAGAUUUCACGCAGUGGCCACCAAGAAAGAAACUCCAGCAAAAAGGUCAUCAUUUCUAACAGUGUCUUUUGGAAGCCAUUGGUUCAUAUUAAGCCGUACUGGAAUCGAGAACAGCACAAGCUGGAUGAGUUAUAUAACCCUGUUACUGCUGCUUUAUAUAACAGAACUGUGAUGGACAACAUAAACAUGACAACAAUGUACACAUGUGAACCUAACUCUCAGUUAAAGGAUGAGAUUAGUAAUUUUGAUUCUUUGCCGGAUCGUUUCAAGGAUUUUCUAACCUACCUACGAUGUAGGAGCUAUCCAUUAAUAAUUGACCAACCAACCAAAUGCCAGAAUAAGCCUGUACUGCUGCUGGCUAUAAAGUCACUGGAAUCACACUUUGAUAGAAGGCAGGCCAUACGUCAGUCUUGGGGUAAAGAAGAAAUUACAGGGAAUAAGACAGUGGCUAGGAUCUUUUUACUGGGAAAGUCAUCUCCGGCAGAUGAUUUUCCUAAUCUCUCAGAUAUGCUAAAAUUUGAGAGUGAACAGCACAAAGAUAUUCUUUUGUGGGAUUACAGGGACACCUUCUUUAAUCUAACUCUGAAAGAAGUGUUAUUUCUGGAAUGGGUAAGCAAAUCAUGCUCUGAUAUUCAAUACAUUUUUAAAGGAGAUGAUGAUGUCUUUGUGAACACUGUGCAGGUUCUGGAAUACUUGAACACUCUGGAUAAGGACAAGGCCAAAGAUCUGUUUAUUGGUGAUGUUAUUACAAAUGCAGGGCCUCAUCGAGAGAAAAAGUUAAAAUACUAUGUUCCGGAGAGUAUAUACGAGGGGGUAUAUCCUCCUUAUGCUGGUGGGGGUGGGUUUUUGUACUCUGGAUACUUGGCAAAGAGACUUUAUAAUGCGUCACAUAAAGUAACACUCUAUCCGAUUGAUGAUGUGUAUACUGGAAUGUGCCUUAAAAAACUUGGCCUUGCUCCAGAAAAGCACAAAGGUUUCAGGACUUUUGAUAUAAUGCAAAAAGAUCGACAUGUUACCUGUGCAUAUAAAAACUUAAUAUUAGUCCACAGCAGAAAUCCUCAAGAAAUGAUAAGAAUCUGGAGCAGGCUGCAGGAUCCUGAGUUGAAAUGUUAACCUAAAAUACUUAAGGAAAAUGGUUGAAAGUUGAGUCCUAUUUCUAUUGGUUGUAAAAGGUUAUCUUUCUUGCACACAUAUUGAUGUUGCAAUGCUAAUAAGCUGUGAGAAAGUGUAUGUUGGAGCCUGUCCCCAGUAACAGAUCUGGGAGAAGCAUAAAGAGUCCAAAGGAUUCUAGGAGUCCCUAGGAGGUGUCAGUUCUAUUGGUCAGAUUUUCUUAUUCAUCCUACUGAACAUACAGAAAUGUCUUGGACUCUGCAAUUUGCACUGUCUCAAAUGUAGCUAUCUUCCAAAAAGGAUGCUUUCCAUUCUUUAUCAAAGGAAAUCCUGGGAGAUGAUAAUGGACCUAAUUCAAAUGAGUUCUGGUAAUCAUGACAACAGAGGGAAUCAGUCAGAAUAUGGUAGGGCAAUAAAAUGUAUUUUAUCUGCAUCAGAGAUUACUGAAUGUUAACCUGCACAGUUUCUGCAGGGAGAAUGAUGCUGUCUCGUCAAAUCAUGUGUACACUGAUAAUUUUAGAGGUUCACUAUCAAUCAUUUGAUUACAUUGUACUGUACAUCAUGAAGGGCAAUAUUUCAUGUCUUCAGAGAAGAAUGUAAGUGGAUUUUGUUAAAUAAAUCUAAUUUGUGAAUGGAAAAUUUAAGCUAUUUAAAUUUUAGAAUGAGUGACAUAAUAAAUCCAGAGAUUAUAUGAAAAUUCUGGGCACACAGCAGAUUAUUUCCACUCUAUUGCUGAACAAUUUCCAGUUUAUGUAAGCAUGUGUGCUUUCUGUGGUUUAUGUGAGAGUGUCUGCUGUUUUAUUUAUUCCGAUCAAAAGACCAAAUUGUUUAUAGUUUCUAUUUUAAAAAACAAUGUCUAUUUGUCUGUAAAGCCUCAAGUGCGACUUGUCUGUGAAUAAACUUGGUUAAUAUCAUCCUUGACAGUGAUUGAAAAUGUAACAAUUUUCUAGUAUGCAUUUCUUUUAAAUGAAAAGGAGGAAGCUCUAACUGUACAUAAAGCAAAAUGUGUGAUAAUUAUUUAACGGCUGCAUAUUUAUCAAUAAAACCAAUUUAUAACUUA
Molecule: messenger RNA, 2759 nt
Organism: Hemiscyllium ocellatum (epaulette shark)
Lineage: Eukaryota; Metazoa; Chordata; Chondrichthyes; Orectolobiformes; Hemiscylliidae
Gene: b3gnt2b
Product: UDP-GlcNAc:betaGal beta-1,3-N-acetylglucosaminyltransferase 2b
Exons: 3
Coding region: 515-1702 (395 amino acids)
Cellular component (GO): membrane
Molecular function (GO): hexosyltransferase activity
Source: RefSeq, a predicted model, not a curated record